Messenger RNA from Caenorhabditis auriculariae, 2249 nucleotides. Lineage: Eukaryota; Metazoa; Nematoda; Chromadorea; Rhabditida; Rhabditidae. The record is from the annotation of a GenBank genome assembly.
AUGGCUCAAAAUUGGAUGGUAGCAAGGAAUAUUGGGUCCACGAAUAUUCGUGAGCGUUAAUUGUGCAUACACCAAUCUUGGGGGCUCGAAUCUUUGAAAAUUUGAAUCUUUGAAAGCGAUUCUUGGGAAUAUCCACUUUCUUACUGAUUUUUCAUAGUUUUUCCAAUUUUUUUUGUAAAUAGAUGUUGAUGGAGAAUGUACACAGAGUUAAAGGCAUAGGGGCAGUAAAAAAUGGGGUUUCAGGUGAAAGCAGUAUCUUAUACAGUUUUUCUUUGCGAAUCGAAUGGUGUACUCAAAAAAAUUACAGAUGUGACAACUUUAGAAGAAAAACGCAAUUUUACUUUCCCGCCAUUAAUUUUGAAAAAAGCUUUGGAUCGGCCUACGGACAAAUGUUUACAGUAGCCGUGCACGCGAUGUUGCGGACGUCUCAUUAGACUCGCAUUUUGUGAGAAAUAACCGGAUAUCUGCUUCAAAUCAAGGGUUUCUACUCUGAAAAAUCGAUUAAGAAAACAGAAUACACACAUUGAUAAUAAAGAAAACACAAAUAAUCGCUAUCCCAAUCGAAACCUGUGUAAAAUCAUCAUUUUUCACGAAAUGCGAUCAAAGUUUGCAAACUAUACAUGAAUAGAAAGCUUUUGUGACGAAAAGAACUUUGGUGACAACAGAAAAAAUUGAAAAUUGAAAGAAACGAAGAAAAAAGCGAAAAUCCGGAAGAUGGCGAAGCCUGUUGUCCAUAGAGCAACUUUACUGCAAAGUGCCCUUUUCGCGGGAACUCAAACUUUCUUCUCUCCGACUUUGAAUUAUUUUUUCUCCAAAACUAGGAACUUCUGUACGUUUCCAAGUUUACCGUUCGAUUCGCAAUGAAAAGCUCUACAAAGUACUGCUUUGAACUGAGACACCGUUUUUUACUGCCCCUAUCCCUUUAAUGAAAAUGUGGUAGGCGUUCUGUAGUGGAUUUUUGACUACGUGUAUGCGAGAAAGACGCAUUAUUUGAUAAAAAGUUAGUUGAAAAAAAUCACACAGUGUUCCUUUGUGGUCGAAACACGAAAUCCUCACAAUAGAACGACAAAGGAAAAAAAAUGAAGGAAAGAAAAAAGAUGGAGAUUCAAAAAAGAGGUGAAUAUUCCCAAGAAACGUCUUCAAAGAUUCAAAUUUUCAAAGAUUUGAGCCCCCAAGAUUGGUGUAUGCACAAUUAACGCUCACGAAUAUUCGUGGACCCAAUAUUCCUUCCUAUCAUCCAAAAUUGAAGCUUCAAAUGCUUAUAAACGCAGAAAUGAUGACCCAGACUCAAUGUAACCAGUAUGAAAGUCUUGAAAACAUGAAAUUGAAAUGUAAAAUUAUUUUUAUUUUCAUUUUUCUAGUGUUAAUGUCGUCACGACGUCAAAAGAUACCACUAAAAUUCUAGAAGUUGAACUGAUGAUUUAUUCAAAAAUUAUCCGAUAAAAAGUGUACCAUACUCAGCAAGGUUUCUCCCGAAUUUUUCCAAAAAUGCGGUCUCUAGCGACUCUUCUGGUUUUUUGGUGUCCAUCAGCAACCCCAUCACAAUCUCUACAAUCCCUACUUCGACGUCUACUUCGACCAAAUCUGCCGCGAUUCUCACAAAAAGGAGCUUAUUCUCACCCACAAGGGCAGUGAAUACGACGGCGUCGGUCAGUACUCAUCCAGAGCUGGUUGGUGGGACGAACGUCACGCGAGUUCAGAAGAACGGACGCCACUGCUGCCUCCAGGACGUGAGUUUUAAUCUUGAAGGAACCUGAAAAAUUUUUUUUAAUUAUACAAUCACGUUGUUUUUUUUUGUUUUUGGAGUUUCCAUGACAGAAAAUUUUUCCAGAAGACUAAAUUUUUGAGCCCUAUAUAAGAAUGCCAAAUCGCGCAAGACCCCCAUUAAAUCUCAAAAAACUCAAGUUCAUAGGUUUUUAUGAGACAGUCGAAUACAUACAUCUACGACAAAAAAAAAAUUAUUGAUCUAUUGCUUAGGUUAGAAAUAAUCGCUUAGAAUGAAUUUUGAAAUAAUUUUUCGAUCAUUUCAGCUCCGCCUCAACCCUGGCCCUUGACUCCACGGAACUACCAACCGUCAGCUUUUCCCCGGGACCCUCGACCUUUCCAACUUCAGCAACCGAGUAACUCGGUCCGCUUCAACACCGAGACAACAUGGCGACCGACUGAACCACGUAAACUCGAAAACCCACGCGAUAAGUGGAGUCGAAUCUUUGGACGACGCCUUUUCAAUGCCUUUUCGGUCCCAGUAG